AUGGGCCAGGGCGAUGACUUGCUGGUUCGUAUUCCGCCUCCAACAUUUCAACUGGACUGCCGCUGUCUGCCAAAGGACCCCUGCUGGCCAUCAUCCCACGAAUGGAAUGCUUUCAACCGCACCGUAAACGGACAUCUGGUCCGGAUCCAGCCGGUUGGUUCGGUCUGCCAUGGCAGAGACUACGACCCAGCGGGGUGCGCUUUUGUCAGAAACUCUACGCAUGACUCGCUUUGGCGCAUCGCAGAAGCAGGCGCACUUCAAUCAGUCACCUGGGAAACUCAGCAAUACCACAGCGGAAGCUGCUUUGUCGACGCCCCGCGCGCCAUCCCCUGUAGCCAGGGCCGAAUCCCUCUGUACGGGGUACUGGCGCACUCCGCAGAGGACAUCCAGAAAGCGGUGUGGUUCGCACGCCAGCACAACCUGCACGUCACAGUCCGAAACACCGGCCACGACGGGAUUGGCCGUUCGAGUGGGCUGGGCUCCUUCCAGAUUAACGUGAGUCUCUUAAAGAAGAUGGAAUUCGUGUCGGACUUCGUCCCGCAAGGUGGGGAGACGUCUCGUGGGUCGGCGGUCACCCUCGGGGCUGGGGUGUUAGGGCUCGAAGCCCUAGCCGCCGGCAAGAAAGAAGGCGUGAAUAUGGUGACCGGCACUUGUAGUUCUGUCGCUGCAACGGGUGGUUUUGUGCAGGGCGGCGGGCUGGGGUUCCUGGGGCCUGCGUAUGGGAUUGGAUCGGAUAAUGUGCUGGAAUUUGAGGUUGUUACUGCUGAGGGUGAUCUGGUCGUGGCGAACAAAUACCAGAACGAAGACCUCUUCUGGGCGUUGCGCGGAGGAAGCGGAGGCACGUUCGGAGUGGUAGUCCGCACCACGAUCCGCACGUAUCCUGACGUCCCAGCCGUGCAUCUCCUCCUGACGGCCGAUCUUCCCCGGCAGCAGAAUGGAACCACCGGCAACGGGGAUCAAGCCAUCUGGGCUAUUACCACCGAGCUCACCAACCUGCUGCCCGCGCUGAAACGCAUGGAUAACAAGACUAGUGCCAUGAUCGUGCCACGGUUUUUGGAAAAUCGCACUGUGCUGGAGGCACACGUGCUCUUCGUUAACACCAGCGAUGCUCAGGGUCUAUCCUCGGUGUACACUUCCGAGUUGACUGUGUAUCCGGAGAUCUCCACCUGGCUCAAUAUCCCGCGCCAGCUCAACGGUGGAGGCUACGGACUCGUCGAAGGAUCGGUGCUUAUCUCUGAGGAUCUCUUCUUCUCUCCCAAUGGAACCUCUCAUAUAUUGAACGUGCUGUCCCAUUUGGAGUAUAUAGUCGGAGACUCAGUGGAGAUCCUGAUGUCAGUCGGUGGGCAGGUCAAAGCCAAUAAGCACGUCAUCGACAGCGCCUUGCUCCCUGGGUGGCGCGAGGCUGAGCUGUUGCUGACGAUUCGACGGACGCUGCCACCGACAUCCUUGACAAAGACGAUGGUCAAUAGUCAGUUGCCAUUUGUGAGGGCUCUGCAGGUACCCUCGCUAGGGGUGUACUAUAAUGUCGUCGAUAUUGAACAGCCUGACUCCCGGCAAGCAUUCUGGGGGGACAACUAUGAACGACUGUAUGUGAUCAAGCAGAGGUGGGAUCCCGAUGGUUUGUUUAUAGUGGGGAUGGGGGUGGGAAGUGAGGAUUGGGAUGAGGAGGGGAUCUGUCGGGUGUAG
Messenger RNA from Aspergillus aculeatus ATCC 16872, 1686 nucleotides. RefSeq lists its product as uncharacterized. The record is from RefSeq and is a predicted model, not a curated record. Gene Ontology annotation, molecular function: FAD binding; oxidoreductase activity. The transcript has 5 exons. Bases 1 to 1686 code for a protein of 561 amino acids. NCBI's taxonomy places the organism in Eukaryota, Fungi, Ascomycota, Eurotiomycetes, Eurotiales, Aspergillaceae.